This is a messenger RNA of Cuscuta europaea, 3746 nucleotides long. NCBI's taxonomy places the organism in Eukaryota, Viridiplantae, Streptophyta, Magnoliopsida, Solanales, Convolvulaceae. The record is from the annotation of a GenBank genome assembly.
AUUAUUUGGUUCUUUAAUUUUGUCUGAUAGAACGCAUGAGUUAAUUUCAAGAUUUUAUUGUUUUACACCCUUGAUUCUUCACCCCCUUUCCAGUAUAGAAAAGCCAAUUUCAAAGGAGAAUUCUCAAAGGUUCAGACAUUUUCUUGUAAUUGAAGUGAUGAUUUUUCUUCACCCAAUUUGUGUGUGUGUGUGUGUGUGUGGAGAUUUUAUGCAUUUUGGGUCUGAGAAUUUGCAGUACAGGGAGUGAGGGGGGUUUAAUUAUUUGUAAAGAUAUGAUAUUUCCAGAAAACGUGGGGGUUUUAAUGCUUUUAAAGAAUUUCCUUUUUUUGUGUGUGUGUGUUAAAUUGAGCCAGAAAGUAAAAGGAUUCUCUUUUCAGGGAGAGGACAAUAUCAAUAAACCGGAUAUGCAUAUACUAUAUCUCUGCUGCAACAUCAUUUUUUUGAGAUCUUAGAGGUUGCGGUGUAUAAUUGAAUGCUAAGGAUUACCAUAAUUUGACACCUGUAGCCAUUUUCUCUUCGCUAUCUUAAAUACCGCGGAUUACAGUAUUGUGUAGAAGCGUAUCCAUUCGAUAUUCAUCGUUUACUCCGUCCAUCACUUUCCCUCACUCUGCUCCAUACUGGAAUCAUAACAGCUCAAACAGCAUGAAGGAACGCCAUCCAAAACAUGAUGAGAAAAAGAGGAGCAUUCUUGAAAGUCCAUCUAGCCAUUUGAGUGAAAAGAUCUUGGAACAGUCAUCAGCUAGGUGGAAUCCGUUUGAAGCAUGUCGACCCAUCAUAGAUGAAGCUCCUGUCUUUUAUCCAACAGUAGAGGAGUUUGAAGAUACCCUUGGCUAUAUUGCAAGCAUACGCCCAAAAGCAGAGGCCUAUGGGAUAUGCAGGAUCAUACCUCCUCCAUCUUGGAAUCCACCUUGCCUUCUUCAGGACAAGAAUAUUUUGGAAUGCAAAUUUUCCACAAGAAUCCAACACAUUGAUUUGCUUCAGAAUAGGGAGCCAAUGAGAAAGAAACGACAGCGUAAGAGGAGGCGAAGGGGUGGACAAUCAAAGUCAAGAUCUACGCGGAGAUGUCCACCUGUCGCUGAGAAUGAAGAUAAGUUUGGGUUUCAAUCAGGGCCCGACUUCACGCUGAAGGAAUUCCAGAUAUUUUCUGAUGAGUUUAAAGAGCGUUAUUUCAGGAUGAAGGAUGGGAAAGAAGGAACAAAUGGAAGGAAUGGGCAUGACAGUGAACUGAAGCCCUCUCUUGAAGAUAUUGAAGGUGAGUACUGGCGAAUCGUUGAGCAGUCAACAGAAGAAGUUCAGGUGUACUAUGGGGCUGAUCUGGAAAGCGGGGUAUUUGGUGGUAGUGACUUCCUCAAGGCUUCAUCAUCAGAUCAGUAUGCAGCUUCUGGUUGGAACUUGAAGAACUUCGCACGUUUACCUGGCUCUGUACUGUGCUUUGAAGAAUGCAACAUCUCAGGAGUAGUUGUUCCAUGGCUCUAUAUUGGAAUGUGCUUCUCAUCUUUUUGUUGGCACGUUGAAGACCACCAUCUCUAUUCACUCAAUUAUUUACAUUGGGGUGAUCCGAAGGUUUGGUAUGGAGUCCCGGGAAGUCACGCUUCUGCAUUGCAGGAUGCAAUGAGGAAGCAUUUGCCUGAUCUCUUCAAAGAGCAACCUUUCUUGCUAAAUGAACUAGUUACUCAGUUGUCUCCUUCAGUGUUGAAGUUAGAAGGAGUGCCUGUGUACCAUACAGUGCAAAACGCUGGGGAGUUUGUUUUGACAUUUCCAAGAGCGUAUCAUUCUGGAUUCAACUGUGGGUUCAAUUGUGCCGAGGCUGUGAAUGUGGCCCCAGUUGAUUGGUUAGAUCAAGGACAAACAGCAGUUGAGCUCUAUAGUGAACAGCGCCGCAAAACCUCGCUGUCGCAUGACAAGUUGCUUAUAGGUGCCGCCAGAGAAGCUGUACAGGCACUAUGGGAGCUCUCAUUUCUUAAGAAACUAGAAGAUCCAAGAAAUUUGAGAUGGAAGAGUGUGUGUGGACAGGCUGGAAUGUUGACCAAAGCAAUUAAGAAAAGGGUUCAAAUGGAAGAGGAAAGGAUGAAGCAGCUGUCUCCUCUGAUGUCUAUUCGAUACAUGGACACAGAUUAUGACUUGAAGGAUGAGAGAGAGUGUUUCAUGUGCUUCUAUGACUUGCAUCUAUCUUCAGCUACAUGUAACUGCGCCUUAGAAAAGUUUGCAUGCCUUUCACAUGCAGAUCACCUAUGUUCCUGUAAACCAGACAAUAAAAUUGUUUUUGUUCGCUACACCAUAGAGGACUUCAAGAAGCUGGUCAAAGCUUUGGAAGGAAGCUUUGAUGCAAUAAAAAUGUGGGCUUUCAAAGAUUUAUGUGCACCUCCAGAUGAGGUAGUAAAUGAGGUUAUUAUAACUGAGACCCGUUCUAUAAAAUGUGAGGACAGUUUGGGGAGUGAUCACGGAUUUGAUUUAAAUGAGAACUGUUUGUCCAAUGAAAAUGAAGCUGGUCUGACGCUAAUGUCAAGUAGCUCCAACAAAGUCACAGAGAUAGAGAUCUCUGACAUUUCUGAAUCUGCAAGGGGGGAAGGUAAUAGUCCUUCAGUUAUCAUGGAAAAGAGAAACGUAGGUGACCAUUUAAGCAUCUCUUGCUCAAAUAACUUUGAGAAUGGAAUGAAGUUAUUCGGAUGUGAUCUUGCUGCAAGAGUUCCCUUUGAUGGAAAACAUAAUGCAGCAGGAGUUGUGGACAGUUCAAUGGUAAUGUAUUCUCACAAUUCAAGCAUUCAAGUUAACCUUUUGAACUAUGGGUGUCUUACUCCUGGAAAGCUAUGGUGCAAUAAGUUGGCCAUAUUCCCUAAAGGAUAUAAAAGUCGCACUUGGUUUUGUAAUAUGCUCUAUCCAAGAAUCUACAGCAGCUAUAUAUGUGAGAUCUGUGAUGGUGGGCUGCUUGGACCUCUAUUUAAGGUUACUUUGGAAGAUUGUCCUCUAGUAAGCUAUACAUGCUCAUCAGCUGAGCAAUGCUGGGAAACGGUGGUUGAAAAAUUGAACAAUGAAAUAAUGAGGCAGACCGUAUUAGGGAAUACGAGACUCCCUCCAUUGCAAGAUAAUAUUAAUGGGCUUGCAAUGUUUGGCUUAUUAUCCCCUCAUAUCGUUCCGGUAAUUGAAUCGCUUGAUCCAGGCCAUCUCUGCACGGAGUACUGGAGUCAGAAGGAGAGGAUAAUGAGUCUUUUCUCUGACAAUAAAAUGCAAUCUAUGCUGAUAAGGUUCUUCAGUAAAGCAAAUCCUGAGGAGUUGGGAAUGAUGCAUACAAUAUUGUGCAGCGGGUCUAGCAGCCCGGGAUGGAGAAUGGCACUUUCUAUCCUUGAUGAUGACAUGCACAAGAAAGUUCAAAGAGACCAACAUAGUUGACACAUCGUUUUUCUCUUUCAAAAAAGUCUCAUCAUCCUCAUAAAUAAAGAUUUUCUAUUGGCAGGAAGUUUUCUGAGGUGACCAAGUUUGAUUUACGGCAAAUCGAUCUAUUGAAUCUAGAGUUCUUAAUUUCUUCCUGGUUUGAUAAAGGGGUCGACGAUCGCUUUCGGUUGCAUGGCUUAGACGUUGUUCUUUUGAAUACUUGCAUGACUCUUGCAGAAUAGUAUCAAGGCCUCUGAGAUUUCUCAUUUCCUUGAAUUGUUUGAAGGUUUUUAUAGAUAUGUUAUGAAUAUGUAUAGUGAAACAAUUGAAUGAUUUGUUCUCCAAGCUUCAAAGUUCAAAUUAACUCAUCUUUUUGU